Molecule: messenger RNA, 867 nt
Organism: Caenorhabditis elegans
Lineage: Eukaryota; Metazoa; Nematoda; Chromadorea; Rhabditida; Rhabditidae
Gene: T24E12.3
Product: Dimer_Tnp_hAT domain-containing protein
Exons: 8
Coding region: 1-867 (288 amino acids)
Source: RefSeq, marked reviewed
AUGAAUUCAGUUUUUGCUGAAAAUUCCCCAGCUGAUAAGGAGACUCUGGCCAAGUUUCACCAAUGGUUCAAAAACCACAAAAAGUUGGAGCUAAUAUCCACAAUGUUCCCCAUGGUCUGCGGCCUUCCCGUGAACAUUUGUAGCGGUGAGCCAUCUGCUUUUAAGCGGGUCAAGCCGAGCCGGAGCCUGGAGGAGACGGAGAGAUUGGUAAGGGACUGGGAAAUCGCAAGAAGGAUGUUCAAGUUGGUUCCUUCGACUGAUUCGAAUUUUUCUCCGGUUCUUCAGGCUGAAGCUCUCCAAGAAGUUGCAGCAACUUCAACAGAAGCUUUGGAUUGUGCUUCUGCAAUGUCGCAACCAGUUCAAUCAUUCAAUGAGCAAACUAAUUGGAUUUCAUGGAAUUGGAACUCACAGUCAGAAUCUCGAUUAAAGCCAGCUCCUGAACCUGAGCUCAGUCCGGCAUAUACAGAAGCUUCAGCAAUUUCGGGUGCCUAUUCAGAAACCGCCCGGCUUCCCACUACUUCCACAACUAUAAAAAGGUCCAGGAAAAGGAAAGAUCCAAGAAAAAUCGUUCCGGAUUCCAUUGUCAAAACUCAAAAACGCUCUCCCCGAAAAGCUCCCAGUUUCGAUGUAUGCGGGAUGAGCUCAUCGAAAAUAUUCGAUUUAUGGUGUGCUGGCCAAGGAUUUGGUUCUAUGCAGGAGACACUGCAGAAGUUUCUUAAUAAUCAGGAAAAACUUAAUGAAGAUCAAGAAAAAAUAAAAAAUGACAAAGAGAGAGAUAGCAUUUCUCAAGUCGAGAAUUCAGAUGGGUCUAGUGAGAGUGGGCUGGCUGACUAUUCACUUUUUCCACAGCUUCUCCUUCCUCAAUAA